Messenger RNA from Lathyrus oleraceus (garden pea), 1803 nucleotides. RefSeq lists its product as uncharacterized. NCBI's taxonomy places the organism in Eukaryota, Viridiplantae, Streptophyta, Magnoliopsida, Fabales, Fabaceae. The transcript has 4 exons. The record is from RefSeq and is a predicted model, not a curated record. The coding region runs from base 1 to 1803 and encodes 600 amino acids.
AUGGCUCCGCCAACACAUGGUGGGCAUAGGGUGAAUUGUGUUGAAGGGGCCGAAUCUGAAGAUUUGGUUGUCAGAGUGGAUGAGAUUCAGACUUCUCUGCUUGUAGUGAAGGGCCAUUUGCUAGAUGGUGGUGUUCACCCGGGCUGUGAUGAGUGUUGUAUGGGCUGUGCAGAGUCUGAUAAUGGUUGUAUGCAGUUGCGGGCCGGUAUUAAGAGGUUGGUAGAUGAGGGCUGUGUCCAGUUUGGCCGGACUGAUAAUGGAGAUCGUGGGGCAGUGUCUACUGUCACGAUAUUUUUCAAACUGUCUGAGGGACGUGGGCCGAGGACUGUGGGUAGUGCGCCUACAAUAAGUGGUAAUCCAGUUACCAUCUUUGCACCAGUUUCUGCCAAUAAUCCAACAAUGAUUGUCGCUCCGGUCAGAAGGGCUGAGAAUAGUAAGGUUGUGCCUUGGAGGUACGACAACGCCUACAGAAGCAACAAAAGGGCUGAGAAUCGGGUCAGGCCGACUAAUCAAGCUCCGGUAACAAUUGUUGCACCUAGUAAAACUCCCAUGGUUGUGAGUCCCGUCGUGGACAAUGUUGGUGGACCGGGAGGGUUUACUAGGAGUGGACGGUUGUUUGCGCCUCAACCGUUGAGGGAUGCCAAUACUGAGGCAUCUGCUAGAGCAAAGGGAAAACAGGCCGUGGUUGAUGAGGAGCCCGCUCAAACGAAUGUGCCUGAUGAUCUAAGGAAAGAAGGAGUAGAUAUCUCAGACUUCAACAUAAGCCAGCUGCCAAAUGAGCCUCCAAACUUCAUGAAGCGUCCACGAGGACCCUCUGAAAAGGCGAAGCAAGCUAAGAAGGCAAGACUAGGAGAAUCCUCCGGAUCAAGACAUCCAGCACCUCUUCUUGGACCUUCUGGUAAGUCUGUUUCUCUUGCUCCUUCUGUACAAACACAUCACAUUGCUUCUUCUAUCCCCCAACCCACUCCUAUCUAUACAAGCUCAGAAACUCCUCCCUCAACCACCAGAACAUCUCACCAACCAUCCCAGAAAUUUAACCUUGCCACCACAACCUUACCUAUUUGUGAUGCAGAAAUGCUGAACGAAACCAUUUCACCAUCUUCAUCUUCUUCUCCAAAAUCACCCCCUUACUACAACAUUUCCACAGAUACAGAACACUCUGACCCUCCCUCUCCAACUCUGCCCCAGCUCCAAACUCGUGCUCUAGCAUCACAACAGCCACCACAACCCACACCUGAACCAGAAGUCAUUUCAUCACCCACAGAACAACCAAACCCUACAACAUCUGACCCUCAACCUUCUAAAACAACUCACGCUGAAACUCAACCAAACAACUCUGACACACACCCACCAAACACAUCCGCUGAACCACAAACUCCCACACUUAACCUAAGCCAUCCCACUUCUCCACCCCUAUCCUCUGAACCUGAAAACACCAUGCCAACCCUUGAGGAAGCAAUAAUGCUGUUUGUAGGAGCUUCAGUUGACAAGGUCAAAGACGCUGAGCUAAGACUCCAGGAGCGUCUAGCUAGAGAAGCUAAGGAGCGAGCCCACAAGGAAGCAGAAGAGAAAGCCAGGCAAGAAGAAAUACAAAGAAUCAAGGAAGUUGAAGCCAAAGCUCUAGCUGAGGCUGUUGCUGCUAAAGCUGAAGCCAAACCUGCCAAUGAAGCUAAAGCUCGUCUUGCUGAAGAAUCUGCCAACAGGGUAGAACCGGAUGCUCUGACUCAGGGGGAGUCCUCCACCUUUGCACCUCUGGUUCUCAAAACACUUGAAGAUCUUCAGAAAGAGCAGAAAGAAGUCUGA